Cynara cardunculus var. scolymus (artichoke) is the source of this 332-nucleotide messenger RNA. RefSeq names its product glycine-rich protein 5-like. The transcript has a single exon. Lineage: Eukaryota; Viridiplantae; Streptophyta; Magnoliopsida; Asterales; Asteraceae. The record is from RefSeq and is a predicted model, not a curated record. The annotation marks the transcript as partial.
GUGCUGGUGGUGGUCUAGGCGGUGGCAGUGGGCUUGGGGGAGGUGCGGGUGGUGGCGGUGGGCUUGGCGGAGGUGCGGGUGGUGGUCUAGGUGGUGGUGGUGGGCUCGGUGGAGGCGCAGGUGGUGGGUUUGGUGGAGGCGCCGGUGGUGGUUUAGGUGGUGGCGGUGGGCUUGGUGGAGGCGCAGGUGGUGGCGGCGGACUUGGUGGAGGGGCAGGUGGUGGUACCGGUGGAGGUUUUGGAGCAGGUGGAGGCUUUGGAGGCGGCGGUGGCCUCGGAGGCGGCGGUGGUGGCGGGUUUGGUGGUGGAGGUGGGUUUGGAGGUGGCCAUUAA